Messenger RNA from Cladocopium goreaui, 389 nucleotides. The record is from the annotation of a GenBank genome assembly. NCBI's taxonomy places the organism in Eukaryota, Dinophyceae, Suessiales, Symbiodiniaceae.
AUGUCGGAGUUCCCACGGAUUUCGCUGCAGGUUGAUAGCUUGAUGAAGCUUCAGGCUCAGAGCAGAGCUGCCAAAUCGGAAGCUGAGGCCGCAGCCGCCGCGGCUCGCCGUGUGGACGAUGCCGUGGGCGCAGAGGCCUUCGCCGGUGAAGCGAGCGCCGCCUCCGUGGCACAGGCGCUCCUAGAAGAAGAAAACAAAGAGCUUCGGCAGGAACUUCAAAAGAGAAUGCCUCAGCUGAAGGCUCCCGCUUCCCUACUUGAAAGCUCUAGUUCUGCAGGAACCUCAGCAGAAGCCCAAGCGCGGUGGAAACUAGUGGCCUUCCUGCAAGUUAUGAUGGUUGUCGCGACUGCUGUGGUACUUGCUAUUCUUUAUUUCGGCACACGGAAUCC